This is a messenger RNA of Phytophthora nicotianae INRA-310, 480 nucleotides long. RefSeq lists its product as hypothetical. The transcript has a single exon. The record is from RefSeq and is a predicted model, not a curated record. The annotation marks the transcript as partial. NCBI's taxonomy places the organism in Eukaryota, Oomycota, Peronosporomycetes, Peronosporales, Peronosporaceae.
AUGACGAAGGGAAUUGGCCUCCAAUGGGAGUGGUGUAUGCCCUAUCUCACGAACGCUGCGACUAACACCGCGUUUGGCAUCGCUUUGCAGCGCAAGGCCUCAAAGAACUUUCCAGCCACAGAUCUGGUCUCUCGUAUCGCCAGUACAACAUUCGCUGUCCGUUCCAAUGCUUCAAUGGAGAGCCUGUUUUCAGAGCUUUGCGAAAUGGCAAACGCUGGUGCUACCAUACAGCUGAUUGAACACAAAGAGCACAGAUUCUUGGGUUUCGCUAAGGUCGUUCGCUGCUUGCUAGAGAAAUGGGACCAACUCGAAGACUGGUUCCAAGGAAGUAUUGAUAAAGCUAUUCGUGAGCGAAAGUCAGCGCCAGAACCAUUUCCUAUUGCUGACGACAAGAUGAACCUACUGCUGCUGUACGGACUUCUCAACCCGAUCAUGGCAUUAAAUAUGAUGAGUCAAAAGGAGGACACAAAUCAAGUUGAU